CUCGCCGCACCCGCCUGUGUGGGGCGCCCUGCGUUCCCGGGGGGGGGGGCAGCAGGAUCUGCGGGUGGCCGAUCAGGGUCCCCGGCUGCUGGGUGCCCCCUCCUGCCCUGUGGGGGUGCCUGUGCCCCCCGUGCCACCGGUUCUCCCCCAGCUCUCCCCCAAACAGGGACAGGUGAGUGGGGCCGGGUGUCGGGGCCUGGCACAGGGCUGCUGGCUGCCCCGGGAGCGAUUGCCGGGUCCGGCUGGGACGCGCGUGUGAGUGCGUAUGCGUUUGUGUGUGCGUGUGGCUGCUGUCCAGGGGUGUCUUUUGCUCUGUGUACACACACCAGGUGGGUGCCAGCUAUCCUCCGGGUCCCCAAGGGGUCAGCAGCUGCUGAGACAGCCCCUUGGACAAGCCCCUGACCCGGGAGCCCCCGGUCCCUGCUGGGAGGCGGGAUGGGUUGUGGCAUCGGCUGGCACAGCUGUGUGGCUCCCAGGGCUGGGUGAUCGAUGGCCCGGCACAGCCGCCUCUGUCGCCGGAGCGCCCACACCCAUUUGUCAUCCACAUGGGUGGGGGGGGCGGCGGGCAGGGAGAAGGGGCCGCCUCUGCACCCACCACCCAGUCCAGGCCGGGUCUGCAGCCCCUCGGGGAGCCCCAGGACCUCUCCUGGCCCAGCCCCUGCCUCCCGACCGCCACCCUGUCUCAGCCACAGACCAGCUGGUCAGCCUCUGCCUGCCCCUGCAGCCCGUGACUGCCCUGCAGGGCCCCAAGCCUUUGGACGAGUGGACUUCUCCAGCCCUGUUGGUCGUCCCCCCAACGGCACCAACACAGUGUUUUGGGGGCAGCAGACAGCAGUGCCCCAGCCCUACCCUGCUCAACCCACUGGCCAUGCAUGACCACGGGUGCGACCCCCAGCCAGGCUUUGAACAGGCAGAUUGGCAGGGGCCAGGGUUGCUGGAGGGAAUGAGACCAGGAGGCUGACGUCCACCCGAAGUGGCCAUGGUGCCCGGCCCUGCCUCAUAGCAGGCUGCCAUGUCGCGGGAGGCGGGCUCAUGCCGCGUGGGCACAGGGGCGAGGGCGCGGUCUCGGAAGCCCAAGAAGCCACACUACAUCCCGCGGCCCUGGGGCAAACCCUACAACUACAAAUGCUUCCAGUGCCCCUUCACCUGCCUGGAGAAGUCACACCUCUACAACCACAUGAAGUACAGCCUCUGCAAGGACUCCCUGUCCCUGCUGCUAGACUCCCCAGACUGGGCGUGCCGCCGUGGCUCCACCACGCCUAGGCCCCACGCACCCACCCCAGACCGCCCUGGGGAGUCCGACCCCGGCAGGCAACCCCAGGGAGCACGGCCCACAGGUGCUGCCCCCGCGCCUGACCUCGUGGUCGCCGACAUCCACUCCCUGCACUGUGGCGGAGGCCCCAAGUCCAGGGCCAAGGGGUCCCCAGGGCCACCACCCCCUGUGGCUAGGGCCACCCGGAAGGGUCCCGGCCCCAGUGGGCUCCUGCCUGAGUCGUGGAAGCCGGGGAUGGGAGGGGACCCAAGGGGCGUGGGUGCGGGGGACAUGGCCUCAGCAGGCCCUGAGGGCAGCGUCCCCUGCUAUCCCCCGCCUGCCCCAGGGGAGUUCCCUGAGGCCCACAGCCUCCACCUGUCUCUGCUGGGCGUCAACUACCCGCUCAGCCCCGGCCUCUUCUCCUACUUGGGGCCCUCACUGGCCGCUGCAGCCCAUGUGCCCUUCCUGGCCUCGGCCAGCCCCCUGCUGCCCCCGGCCACGGCCUUCCCAGCCGUGCAGCCCCCUCAGCGCCCCACCCCGGCCCCCCGCCUGUACUACCCGCUGCUUCUGGAGCACACUCUGGGGCUGCCAGCAGGCAAAGCUGCCCUUGCCAAGGCCCCUGUCUCCCCCAGGAGCCCCUCUGGGACUCCGGCUCCUGGCCUGCUGAAGGUGCCAGUUCCAGGGCUGGGGCCCUGGCCCCGAGUCACCCCCAGGGACCCAGGGCAGGAGGGGGAGCUGGAGCGGGCAGCCCAGAGUGACCCCAGGAGGAGGCUGUCCCUGGGAAGCAGGCUGGAGCUUCCGAAGGCAUCCCCCAGCCUGACAAGGUUCUGUUCCCGGAGCAGCCUGCCCACCGGCUCCUCUGUGAUGCUGUGGCCUGAGGACGGGGAUCCAGGCGGCCCUGAGACCCCCGGCCCUGAGGGCCCCCUCCCCCUGCAGCCACGGGGCCCAGUGCCAGGAAGCCCGGAGCAUGUGGGCGAGGACCUGACCCGAGCCCUCGGUGACUACGCCAGGGUGGAGCAGCGCCUGGGACAGUUGGGGCCCGCGGGGGGCCUGGCCCCGAGACCCCUGCGGGAGCAGCUGGGCAAGAUCCGCCUGGAGCUGCUCACCAUUCACCAGGCGCUGGAGCAGGCCGUGAGGCCGCCAGACGCACCCCUCGACCUCUCUGUGAAACGUGCGCCCGCCAAGGGGCCCCAGGCUCUUGGAGAGGCGUGGGGGCGGCCCGAGCUGGGUCCCGUGUUGACCGGGGGCACCCCCGAGCCACCCGGCAUGCUGGGCCCUGCAGCGCCCCAACCCUUCUCUGGCCACACCACCAAGUGUGAGGCCGACUCCAGCGUCCCACCCCCAGGGCUCCCCCUCGCAGCCCCAGAUGACCCUGUCAUUCCUGGCAGUGGCUGGGGCACCUGUGUUGCGACGAGGAGUUCCCAGACCCCUGAGGCUGUCUGUGGCCUGCAGAGCCCCCAGGGCGCCGAGGUCUGACCUGCAGCGCCUGAGGUCUGACUGUCUCUGCCUGCAGCAUGCCGGCCCCUCUCCUGCAGCCCCUGCCCCUCACCUGCCUGGGACCUGCCCCGCCUCCGCAUGCAUGUGGAUAGACCCCCACGGGCCGUGGCCAACGCUUGUCCCUGGGGCCACACAGGGACACUGGAGGUCACAGUUAUUUAUUGAUCACAAUUGUGGACAUUAAAACAGAAACUGUUCACA
Molecule: messenger RNA, 2950 nt
Organism: Homo sapiens (human)
Lineage: Eukaryota; Metazoa; Chordata; Mammalia; Primates; Hominidae
Gene: PRR35
Product: proline rich 35
Exons: 4
Coding region: 1013-2728 (571 amino acids)
Source: RefSeq, a predicted model, not a curated record